UAGAUACGUUUAGUAGAUUUGUGAUUUGAGUGAUUGUGUAACGAGAGUUACAAGCAGUAAAUUCAACGCACAAUCUUCAAACUAAAUUAUGAAGAUGAGAUGGAAGCAUUUGUGUGCUUUGUUUUCUAUCUUCUUUCUCAUUUUGAUCGUUCUCAAAUUAGUACCAGACAAAGAAUGGUUCCAACCGAAGAACAGUUUCACUGACGAGAGAAUUGCGGUUUUUGUGAGGACAUCGACGCAGACUGCAAAGACAAGGUUGCCUCUACUUCUGCAAACAUGGAUAGGGUCGUCAAACAGAAGCGUCAUAGUUACAUCUCCGGGUCAUGUUGAUCAUAAAAACUCGACCCACGUCUCAUUCGUGCAAUCAAACUGCUUUUCCAAGAAUCGAAGACUGAAUCAAUGUUGCCAGCUGGCCUUCAGUUUGAGCUACUCUAUUCGCGAGUUCCCGACAGCGUUCUGGACAUGUCAUUUUGACGAUGAUUCGUUUGUCAAUACGGGACAAUUGAAGACGUACCUUUCACAGUUUUCUCAUUUAACAGAUUAUUAUAUAGGAAGAAACUCCUUAGCUACACCUUCUAGUGUAAUCAAUAAAGAAGACAAGAGACAACAUUAUUUCUAUUUCGCAACUGGAGGCGCAGGAUUAUGUCUUAGCCGUCCAUUACUUAUGAAAUUGAAAUCAUUCGUUGAUCCUGGUCAGUAUAUAAGUCAGUGUGAUCAAACUGGUCUUUCGGAUGAUGUUUUAUUGGGAUACCUUCUUUCGAAAGAAGUUGGUGUGCGGCUAACCAUUACGAAUCGUUUGCACUCGCAUCUUGAAGACUUGAGCGCUAUGAAACGAGAAUUACUUCAGAAACAAAUAACUCUGAGUUACAAUUUGAAUUACGAAAAUAAAGUCAGCUUACCAAAUAUGUGGAACAUUGAUGAUUCAACUGGUUUCAAAAGACUCACUUGUUUAAUUUAUGGUGUCGGAGUUUCCCAAAGCUGCGAGUCCACGACGCACAAAUUGGUAUGAAAAUAUCUGAGUCAAACUAUUUUUACUUGAUGAAACGAGAUUGAUGAAGUAAUUUCGUAUAAAGCAAAAAUAGCCGGUUGCCGAGAUUUUUCAGGCCAUGGACAUUUUUCGAGAAAUCAAUUUCGAAAAAAAAC
Molecule: messenger RNA, 1143 nt
Organism: Symsagittifera roscoffensis
Lineage: Eukaryota; Metazoa; Xenacoelomorpha; Acoela; Convolutidae
Product: beta-1,3-N-acetylglucosaminyltransferase radical fringe-like
Exons: 2
Coding region: 89-1009 (306 amino acids)
Biological process (GO): regulation of Notch signaling pathway
Cellular component (GO): membrane
Molecular function (GO): O-fucosylpeptide 3-beta-N-acetylglucosaminyltransferase activity
Source: RefSeq, a predicted model, not a curated record